This is a messenger RNA of Westerdykella ornata, 2214 nucleotides long. RefSeq lists its product as uncharacterized. Gene Ontology annotation, biological process: regulation of transcription by RNA polymerase II. Lineage: Eukaryota; Fungi; Ascomycota; Dothideomycetes; Pleosporales; Sporormiaceae. The transcript is spliced from 2 exons. The record is from RefSeq and is a predicted model, not a curated record. The coding region runs from base 1 to 2214 and encodes 737 amino acids. Gene Ontology annotation, molecular function: DNA-binding transcription factor activity, RNA polymerase II-specific; RNA polymerase II cis-regulatory region sequence-specific DNA binding.
AUGGCUACUUUUCAAGCCGUAAACACCAUGCUACCUGUCCCGGAAGCCGCAGCUGGACAUACCGCCGACGACACCACCCCGACUACACCUCGACCGAACCACACCUUCUUUCCACCGUCCGACUCGCAGCCAACCCAGCUACCGCACGCCGAAGGCCCCUCCUUGACAACGCCGACCCGUAACAGCUUCAGUGGGCUCGCUGCCCAGCGCCCUUUGCCUGCCACACCCCUGACACCUGCGACCGAGUCUACCGCACAUCCAGAACCAGAUGCGCCGUCAGGGAGGGGGAGCUCCCACAAAUCGGCCCUCUCGAUGGAUUCCUCUGAGGUCGGGAGGCUACCCGUGAAUGAAGACAAGGGCGACGGUUCGGACAAUGAAAGUGUGAAGAGUGACUCGAGCAGACCUGCUAAGAAGAAGAAGGGUCAGCGUUUCUUCUGUACUGACUACCCACCCUGCAACCUCAGCUUCACGAGGAGUGAACACCUGGCGAGGCAUAUCCGGAAACACACCGGGGAGCGUCCCUUCCUAUGCCACUGUUCUCGACGUUUCUCACGAAUGGACAACCUGAGACAACACGCAGCAACGGUGCACAUCAACGAAGAUAUACCCGAAAACUCCUUGGCUGCCACUGUAACGCGCUAUCAAAGACAAAUUCGCACUGAGCGUGUACGGCCUGCAGGAGCAGCUGGGCGGUCGCGAGCGGUUACACUUGGUAGCCAGGCGGGUCACAGUAGGGGACACAGCAGGAAUCUGUCCACGUCGAGCAUCGCUUCCACUUCGUCGAAUCUGAGCGUAAACCUGGCCCAGGACAUGAGAAGGCGACCGCAGCCCCUUGCUAUGGCCAUGGCGAACGAUGGAGCCGCUCGAGCUCGCCUAUCGCUCAGUGCCAUGGAUGCCUAUAACCCUCCCUUGACGGGAGGCCCUGGACCUCAGAUUGUCGAAUAUAUUCCUGGCUCUGCCAGCGCCACGACACCGACUUCGUCGACCUUCUCAGUCGCUACUGGGAGCCCAAAUCCGUAUGCACCUGGCCUGCAGUCACCGUUCUCCACGUCUUCCCGCCCGGUAUCUUGGGGUGGCCCGAAUGCAUACGACCGUCGUUUAUCGGUCCCAGGCGGUCCUGCCCUGAGUUCUGAUGCUCCUGGCCAGCGGCCACCUCCGCAUAUGGCUUCCUUACCGUCGCCUGGGGGCGCACCUUACUAUACCCAGGGUCGGCCCACCGACUCGGACGGGACAGACUCGAGAAGAGAAUCAAUGUCGGACAUGGAAUGGCGCCGACGUACCUGGCACCCGGGCUCAUUUAGUGGCCCACGCCCUGCCACUAGCAGUCUCGGAUAUUACCAGAGCCCCGAUGCGCCUACUCCGCAUUACCCUUCGCAACCGCCAGCUGCUCAGACGACGCGACUCCCAGGUAUCGAAAGCUUCGAUCACCUUGUGCAUCACCCGCCGAGUCCGAUGCAAAUUGAUACCCCAGCGGCUCGUCCGGUCUCCUAUCAUGCAGGAAAUAAUACCCCACCCGUGGCGAGACAUGAGAAGCGUGCGAGCAUUAGCUGGGACACGCUUCAGAGGAUCGAUCGGCUCGAAAUAGCUAGCCCUAAUCCCAAGCGAGACUGGUCUCAGUAUCAAGAGGUUUCGACAGACAGAAGCAACCGACCCGUCACUGCUCCGCAUCAUGGCUAUGCGAGCCAGCCUCAGCAUCCUGGUGCUGCUCCAUCGAUGCAAGCGCCGCCGCCUCUGGAACCACAUCUAGCAUCCUUCGAUUCUUCUACGACUCCCGUCAGUACCAAGCGUCAAGGCUGGUAUCAGGGCCCUAUCCGACAGCCACCAGUACAAACGGGGAAGACAAAUCAGCGUACAUCCUCUGAAGAAUCCAGUAGCAGCGAAGGUGUCUCGACACCAGGCUCUUAUGUGGCCGAAUAUCGUCCUGCCAUUGUACACACCAACGGCUAUGUCGAGAAGCAACGGCCGGGUGAUUCUAUGGAAAAUGUUAAGCCUGAAGCGCAUACGUCUAUCAUGGACCGCCCGCAUCCCCUCCAGGGCCAGUACGGCCAGUCUCACUAUUCGCGCUCGCCAUACCUUCCACGGCGCGAUUCUGCGAAAGGUUCCCUCGUUUCUGAUGAGCCGAAGCAUGGGAGGAGCAUGAGCAGUGAUAUGACACGACUCGACGCGCUCGUAGCUGUUGCGACCAAGGAGCAACAGGCUGUCAACCGAACCUGA